CGUUGUUGUUUUGGGACAAAUUAUUGGAAAAUUAUCUCGAUUCUACAUUUAAUUAGUAAAAAAAUAUGAGCGCAAUGGAGGAGGAAUACGAAGAGGAAGGAUGGAUUAACCGGAACAAUCAACCUGGCGAAGAAGAGGCUGAUGGACACGAAGAACCCCUGGAAAAUCCCCAGGAAGUGCUCAACGAAUGCUUGGGGAAAUUUGCCACUUCCGAUUACAUUAUGGAACCGGGAAUUUUCACCCAGCUGAAACGGUACUUCCAAGCGGGUGGUACUCCGGAACAAGUAAUCAACCAACUCUCAGCUAACUAUACCGCGGUUGCUCAGAUGGCCAAUCUCCUGGCGGAAUGGUUGAUAUUGGCUGGAGUUCGCGUUACCGAUGUACAGGCAAUGGUUGAAAACCAUCUCAAGGACAUGAUUCUCAAAACGUUCGAUCCGAAGAAGGCAGAUAAAAUUUUCACCGAAGAAGGUGAAACACCAGCCUGGUUGACGGAAAUGAUUGAACACCAUACAUGGCGGUCUUUGAUCUACAGGCUAGCUGAGGAAUAUCCGGAUUGUCUUAUGUUGAAUUUCACCAUCAAACUUAUCUCGGAUGCCGGAUUUCAGAGCGAAAUUACUUCAAUUUCCACGGCAGCCCAGCAGAUUGAAGUAUUCUCAAGGGUGCUGAAGACGGCGAUUGCUAAAUUUCUGAACCAUCCAGACGAUUGGCAAUCUGCUAUCCACGAAUGUGCCAAAAUGGUAUGUCACGGCCAGCAUACGUACGUUUAUAGCCAAGUGUUGGUUCAAGUUCUAUCGCAAGAACCCAAAGGAGGAUUCAUUAUGAAGCGCUUGGCUCAGGAAAUCACGAAAUAUGCAUCGAAAAACAAUCAUAAUGUAACACCUAUUACGAUGGCCCUAAAUGGUUCUGCUCGGCAUCCACAAGCUUGUGAAGCUCUUACUUCCAUGCUUACUAGAAAUGCCCUCAAUCCGGCUGAUAUAACGGUCUUGUACCGGAACUAUUCCUCCCUGGAAGCACCACCGAUCGACCUGAUCCGUAAUCCUCAAUUUUUGGAUUUACUGGUCGAUUCGCUAUUUAAAGUAGGCGUCAAAAUUAAUCAAGAACACAAAUCCAAGUACAUUUAUCUGUUGGCCUAUGCGGCGAGUGUAUGUGAAACAUCCGCGAAAAAAGGGCAACCCAAAGGCCAUCGGAAUAUAAACAAGGAUGAACUGAAGCCAACUAUCCAGGCAGUGGAAAAGGUGCACACCAUCUGCAAUGUGAAUCGUGGUUCUACUGAACUGAUCGCUGAAAUAGCCACCUUGUACAAUUGCAUCCGCUUCCCGGUGGUUGGAGUGGGUGUAAUUCGAUGGGUCGAAAAUACCGUUACAGAACCUUCCUAUUUUAAACUGUGCACUGAGAGUUGUCCCCUUCACCUGGCCCUGCUGGACGAAGUCGCUCAGGUUCAUUCGUCGUUACACGAUCAAAUCCUUCGGCUGCUGAUACAACUGUUUGAAUCAAAACAAGAUGAGCUGGAAAUUCUCGUGCAGCUGGAAAUGAAAAAAAUGUUGCUCGAUCGUAUGGUCAACCUGUUGACCAGGGGAUGUGUGGUUCCAGUCGUGAAAUACAUCCGUCAGUGUUGCACCCGGGGAGACACCGAUAUCUCGUUGAUACGUUAUUUUGUCACCGAAGUGCUCGAAACGAUAACGCACCCGUACUCGCCAGAGUUUGUGCAAUUAUUUUUGCCCAUGGUGGAAAACGAAGAAAUUACGGGAUCGAUGCGCGGAGAAGGUGAUAACGAUCCAGUUUCGGAGUUCAUCGUGCAUUGUAAAGCACAUUACACGACUAUUUAGAUCAAGGUAGGUAAGCGUAUUGAAAAUGAUGGUAGUCGUAUGAAUUUGGAAUAUAGUAUAGGGAAUUCGA
Molecule: messenger RNA, 1896 nt
Organism: Ochlerotatus camptorhynchus
Lineage: Eukaryota; Metazoa; Arthropoda; Insecta; Diptera; Culicidae
Product: negative elongation factor D-like
Exons: 4
Coding region: 66-1826 (586 amino acids)
Biological process (GO): negative regulation of transcription elongation by RNA polymerase II
Cellular component (GO): nucleus; NELF complex
Molecular function (GO): RNA binding
Source: RefSeq, a predicted model, not a curated record